AUGGUCAAGGGAGAGGCUUCGCAAGUCAAGGUCCACUACAAGGGCAAGGAGGACGACUUCCUCAUCUUCAUUGACGAUGUCUCCGACUACAAGAAGUGGCAGGGCGACAAGUCCGUCCCCAUGUCUCACUUCAUCUCUGCUUUCAAGAUCUUCGUCACACACAAGCAAGGCACGCAAGGUCAAUAUGACGGUGCUUCCAAGGCUACCCUGGAGAACGAGUUUGGCACCUCUGUCGAUGAGGACGUGAUCAAGCAGAUCUUGGAGAAGGGCUCUCUGCAGGAGACAGAGUUCCCCGGACGCCAGGGCAACAAGAACGAGGCCCAGCAGGGCAACAUCGUCAGCGGCCAGAACUCGCGAUAA
Pestalotiopsis fici W106-1 is the source of this 360-nucleotide messenger RNA. RefSeq lists its product as uncharacterized. NCBI's taxonomy places the organism in Eukaryota, Fungi, Ascomycota, Sordariomycetes, Amphisphaeriales, Sporocadaceae. The record is from RefSeq and is a predicted model, not a curated record. The transcript has 3 exons. Bases 1 to 360 code for a protein of 119 amino acids.